GGGACUUCAAUAUCUUCUCGGAGAGAGGUUCGUGGACAUCUGCGCUUGGUUGGUCCUGAAAAUAUGUAUCGGCUUCGGGCACCCCCGUACAAUCUACAUGCUGCAAUCGUUCGUGUCUUCGACUAAAAAAACGCCUAGCCGUUAUCUAAACACAUGCACCGAAGCCAUCGACCAGUGAUAACGAACAGCUUUAGAUACUUAUCUUUUAGGCGUAUACUGUACCGUCAUGGAGAAGGGAAAUAUAGCUGUCUAGCUAAAUUGCUAACGCAGAGGACCCAACACCAAACCUUCGUAUGGAGAUUAAAACGGUUAUCAUCAAUCUAAUCUAUCAACGGAGGACAUUCAACCGUUUUGGGAUUUAUUCACUCAAGAAUCCGGUGUGAAUCCACAUAGCUACAGGAGCUGUGUCCCAGCAGACGUCUAGAGGCCGUGCGCCAGACGUAUCUGACUAAAGAGAGGAGGAUCACCAGUGACACGCCAGCGGGAGUGGAGAGAAAAGAAAGACCGUGCCUAUUGGAAAACCUGUUGGAUUUAAACUCUUUUUUUUAUUACAGAUUAUCACAUUGCUCUCCUAACUGCCACCCUCCCCCUUUACACACACACACACACACACACAGAAUCACACACACUCCUCUAGAAGUAGCCCUAGAGAGUCACAUAAACAUCUCACAGUCACUCAGACACGCCCUCCGAGACCCAGAGUUGCUUCCCAGGGGUCGUAGUGGGAGGGUGUGCCCCCCCCCCCCCCCCCCCCCCCCCCCUCUCGGUGCACUCCGCUGGGGGACGGAAGUAGAGGAAUGGCCCUGGGGGAAUGGGAAUGGCUGGCUGGCUGCCUCGCUCAGUGAGACGGCGGCUUAUGUAACUAACGGCCCUCCUCAUCCUCCUCUCCUUGGCUAGCUAACACAGCUGGGCCUUGGGUGUCUACAGACACUGGGGAGGAGCUCUUCAUCAACCUCCAUUAGGGAGAUUCAGCUUCCAGCUUCUAAUCUUCAGGCCCUUCCUCUCUGGGCUCAAUUUCACAUUGCUUUUUUUUUUUUUUAAAUAUUUUUUGUAGUUUGUUUUUCUUUAACCAUUUUUCAGGAGGAUCUUUCAGGGUGUUUUGGAUAUGCGCCCCCUCACGGACUACUGCAGGUUACAGGGACACACACAAUUUGACCUGCGUACACGUCUUCUUCCACCCACACCUGUAGCAGGUGGGAUCGACCUCUGAGGCUUCCCGCUCGUCUCCCGUUGGCUCAGGGAUGCCCCGACCAGGAAGAACAAAGUCUGAGCGUCCGUCUACGAGCACAUUGGCGUUUUGAAGACGCUGUUUUGGACCCGAAGGGACGGCCAUUUUUAUUUGGUGAGGAAACUCCUUGACUUCCAGAGCAGCGACGGGACUGCUCGAUAUUAGUCUCCGCUGGUUUUUCGCUCUUGUUCUGAUGAUGUUUUGUUUUUCCCGUCUCCUCUGAGGAUUGAGCCAGCCAGGGAGCUGAAUACACAGAGACACGAAUCCCACUUGGAUACAAUCAAAGGCCAUUUUGCUCUCCUUUUCCCUCUCUCUCUCUCUUUUUCUCUCUCUCUCUUUUUCUCUCUCUCUCUCCUUUUCUCUCUCUCUCUCUCUCUCUUUUUCUCUCUCUCUCUCUUUUUCUCUCUCUCUCUCUCACUCUCCCCCCCUUUGUUUACCCGUUUACACAUUAGACCAGCUACAGUGAUACCUUUCCAUCGAGGCAGAAAAUAAACUGUUAAGUUGCGAUCUUUUUACGUCUUGACCCGCGUCAAAUCCCCCCAAAAAACUUGCAAUCGAUCUCUACCUCUCGAUCGCUCCAUCCCCUUUUGACAACAUCUGUGUCCGAGCCAAAUUCAUACUCAGUCGAUCUAUACCACAGACAGAAUAGGGUACAGACCCGAGCAGGCUACAGACUGAACCGUACAAUCUACAGACGGAAGCAAUCUGUCAUCUUCGUCUGGAAGGGGAGAAGGUUAUUGGGUCUGAAUGUCAUUGGACUGAACCAGAGGUCGUUGAAAUCUUAAGUUAUUGAUGCGGGCUUUCAUUGAACAGGGAAUGUAUAGCAGGUCAAGCGAAGCGUCCUGCCUCAUCCUCUGUACCUAACUGACAUUUUGAUCCCUCAAAGUUUUUUAUUUUUUUUAUUUUACCGUUUAUGAGUCUAAGGACUAGAUGAGAGUGAGAUUGUAAUGAAUAAAGACGAAAUGUACGUUUUUAAAACGGCUUCACCAAAUCAUAUACAUUCUGCUUUACUGAGACAUCCUACUUCUUUUCUUUAGAAAAGGGAGGGUCCAGGAUUUUUCUAAACCACACCGACACAAUCAAGCCAUAUCACAGCUUUUAUUUUUUAUUGCACAAUUUUAUUUUUGUAUCGUACAAUCACUACGCCUUCAAUUAAGUUAUUUACCUCUCGCAACGCGCACAUUUCUUGAAAUUCCUUUUAAAAAUGUCAAGAUAUUUACCAAAAUCCGCUGUAAGGAACCAUUGUUAAAGACGAAAAGAGAAACCAAGCAAUUUAAAAGUAUCGGCCCAUAAUUGAGCACAACUUGUCGUCGUCGUCCUCCUAUAUAAGCUCGAUCUUAUGAGAACACGUCUUUUAAAUAGUGGCUCUGUUUAGCUUCAUGUUCCAGUCUACUUUUAUGUUGACCUGUGUGUUGUCCAGAGGACAACAAAACAAAAGGCCUUCUAGUGGAGUCUCUUUAAGCCUUUAGCUGUCAGAGUCCAUCUCAAUCAAACCCCCCCCCCCCCCCCUAUCUGUUUUAUCUCCCCCUUUCAAAUACCCUCUAUCUCUGUCUUAUCUCCCCCCUUUCAAAUACCCUCUAUCUCUGUCUUAUCUCCCCCCUUUCAAAUACCCUCUGUCUUAUCUUACCCCCUCCUCUCAGACAAGGCCGAAGGUCAAGUCGAAUAGACGUCCCACAACUUGAAGCAAAAGGACAGAGUUGUUUUAUGAACACGCGGUUUAGGGAGGGCCGCUCUACCCUUUCUUUCUCUUCAUCCCCCUCUUUCCGGUGAACAUGCAGAGGCGUGGGUCUUCUCUCGCCCUGGUCCGAUUGAGAAGGGGACUCCUCUACCUCCCUCUCUAACCCCGUCAAUCCCUCUCCCUCUCUCUCUGCCCUUUCUCUUAAUCUCUCCCUCUUUAUCUAUAAUCCAUCCACACACCCCAGACAAAUCCCCCUCCCUUCCCUCCCUGAGUAAUCCCCUCCCCUCUCCCCCUGUGUGAUGCCGGGCAGCAGUAAGAGUGGGGGUGUGGGUGGCCUCCCCUCGCCCCCCCACACCACCUCCCCGUCCCGGCCACUUCGCCCGUCCCGCUACGUGCCCGUGUCGGCGGCGACGGCCUUCCUGGUGGGAUCCACCACGCUCUUCUUCUGCUUCACGUGUCCAUGGCUGUCGGAGCAGUUCUCGGUUGCCGUGCCGAUCUACAACGGUGUCAUCUUCCUGUUCGUCCUUGCCAACUUCUGCAUGGCCACCUUCAUGGACCCGGGCAUCUUCCCCAGAGCGGAUGAGGAUGAGGACAAGGAGGAUGAUUUCCGCGCUCCGCUCUAUAAGACGGUGGAGAUCCGAGGCAUCCAGGUCAGGAUGAAAUGGUGUUCCACCUGCCGCUUCUACAGACCGCCCCGCUGCUCACACUGCUCCGUGUGUGACAACUGUGUGGAGGACUUUGACCACCACUGCCCGUGGGUGAACAACUGUAUCGGCCGGAGGAACUACCGUUACUUCUUCCUGUUCCUGCUGUCCCUGACGGUCCACAUCAUGGGAGUGUUUGGCUUCGGCCUGCUCUACGUCCUCUACCACACACAGCAGCUGGACAGGGUCCACUCUGCCGUCACUAUGGCAGUGAUGUGUGUGGCUGGUCUCUUCUUCAUCCCGGUGGCUGGUCUCACUGGCUUCCACAUGGUACUGGUGGCCCGGGGACGGACCACCAACGAACAGGUACAACACACACACACACACACACACACACACACAUACAAAAACACCAGGAAUGAACCACCAACGAACAGGUACAACUGUAGUUUUCAAAGUACUUUUACCUCUAUCAGAAAUGUCCUAAUGGCCAAGAGGCUGGAACAAAAGCUGUCAGCCAGAUUCAUUUUCUCUGUUUGCUUCCCCCUCUCUCUCUCUCUCUCUCUCUCUCUCCCCCUCCCUCUCUCUCAGUCUAAGAGUAGUCUGGAGAUGAUGGAGAGCCAGUCGUGCGAUGCGGAGCCCCCUCCUCCUCCCAAACCGGAGCUCAGGUACCCCGCCCUGUCCAGAGGCCACCAGGGACAACACACAGAGGAGAGUAGUCUUCUGAACAAAGCCCCGCCCACACCCACCAUGUAUAAAUACAGGCCGGCCUAUAGCAGUCCAGGAAAGAACCACACUGCCCUCACCCAUGCCUACGCCAACCAGAUGAUUCGAGGGGACAGUCUGAAGGAGUCGUCUUCUCUGCUUCAGUCCAGCCAGCAGCCUGGCUUCCGCUCUGAACCCAGCCUGGAUGGGAGAGAGGCCCCAGGGGAGAGAGGGGGAGGAGGAUUGGGAGGAGGUGGAGACAGACCUGGAGGAGGGGGGGCACCAGGGUCAGGGGGUGGCGGUAUCCCCGGUUACUCCCUAGGGGGACGUUCCUACCCCUCCUUUUCAGACCCAACGGUUCUAUCUUCCGGUGGAGGGGGAGGUGCUUCCCAUUCUUCCAGCGUGCGUUCUGGCUCCGCCCACAACGCGGCCCAUGUCUCCGAGGCGACAACCUCCACGAGCUACAAGAGCCUGGCCAAUCAGACGCCUCCUCCGCGCAACGGCAGCCUAUCGUACGACAGCCUGCUCACGCCCUCCGAGAGCCCCGACUUUGAGUCGGCUGCACCCGACAUGUCGCCCGGGCACCACCGUACCCCGGCCCCACCCCCCAUCCUGGGGUACUCCUCCCCCUACCUGUCGGCCCAGCUCAGUCAGCAGAGAGACGCAGAGCUCCACCAGCCCUCCGCCUCCUCCGUAGCCCUCCUCUCCUCCCCACACCGCGCCCACUAUCUCCAGGAAUCGCAUCCCCACUCCCACCACUCUCAGCCCCCUCCCUCCUCCGCGGCCCCCCAGCCCCCCCACCCACACCACCAUCACCACCACCACCACCACCACCACAGCAGCCACAGCUCCAGACACCCCCGCUUCUCCCGGCCCCCGCUCCUGUCCGACUCGGCCGCCCCCCACCAUUACCCGUACCGCACCCGGUCCACGGACACCCCCCUGGCCCCCUCCACGCACCCCCCGCGCUCCCCCCACCCCCCGCCGCUGGGGAAGUCUCUGUCGUACUCUUCGGCGGCGGCGGCGGAGAUGCAGUACCGGAUGGUGCGCAAGGCGUCGGCCUCGGCCGGAGGGGGAGGGGCGGGAGGGGGGAUCCAGGCACCUAAGGACGAGAUUCAGAUGAAGUUGUUCAGCCGGACGAACGGGCAGCCCAGGUCCUCCCUUUCCUCCUCAGGCUCCACCCCAUCCUCCCCCUCUCACCCAAUCAGCAUGUCCACUCGCCCCGGACAGGCCUAUCCCAGCCCUGGAAACACCCAGAGCCCCGCCCACAAGCCGGGGGGCGGGGUGAAGAAAGUGACGGGCGUCGGCGGGACCACCUAUGAGAUUUCAGUCUGAGUUUGACGGGCGGCCACUCCGACUAAUGGCGUCAGGGGUUGGAGGUGAAGGAGGGGUCAGAGAUUGACUGAUGAUAUUUCUGCCUCUCACACCCUUCAGGAGAGGAAAGCUUUUAAUAGGCAGACGUUUUAAAAGUUGGGUGAUGAGGAAGAGUGAAACGACAGACUUUUCUUGCUCUUCUUCCAAAUGCGAUGGACUCCGGACUUCCCCUCUCAUUCAGAGACCUCCAGUCAAGGAACUACAGAACUAAUCGGGAGGAAGUUGUUUAACCAAUCACAUUCAAGAACACAAUGCACCAUUAUGACAUGGUGGGUUUACGGGCCCAGGGAGCCAAUCAUAAGAGGCGAGACUCUUUGACAAUCCACCAAUUUCUGGGCAGAUUGAACUCUGUGGGAAUGAUUGACUGACAGUUUCGACUGGGUUUGCCUUUAUUGGAUAAAUCAAGGAAGAGCAACAUGGCUGCGUAUACACAAGCAGCUCAAUUCUGAUGUUUUUUUGACCAAUCAGGUCAGCUCUGAGAAAGUAAAAGGAUCUGAUCUGAUUGGGCAAAAUACAUCUGGAUUGGUCUGCCUGUAAAAACAGCCCAUAUUUAAAAGAGAGAAAAAAAAGAAAGAAAUGUACUUUCAUUCAUUCAUAAAUGUGUAAUGAUUCAUUCUCUGUACAGAAUUAUAUGGUUUGGAAUUUAUGCUGAUUUCCUCCAAUCAGUGGCAUUUAAAGGUGACUGCGGCAUGCACCGGCCACCAUGGACCACUGUGAUUGGCUAGUGAUCACGCUGCCGUUCUCUUUCGACCAAUCAGAAAUGGAGAUGCUAAACUGUAGUAGACAGCAGGAUCAUUGGAGUUUUUUUGUUUGUUGGUUGGCCUGGUUCCCCGGGUGGGUGGAGAUUUCACUUAAGGACCAAUGGAAUGAUAAAAAAAAUAAGAAACUCGACCAGUGACACAAUCAUCGGGUCUGUACAUUAAAGAUGGAGCAGCCUUUUCUAAACAAACUUUGGAGCAAUGGCCUUGAUAAUCGAGAUGUUUUUAAUUUUAUUUUACUUAUUUAAUUUCAAAAUGUUAUUUUAUAUGAAUUUAUAUAUAGCUGUUGAUAAGAUUUCAUUUUUUUUUUUUACGGGCUGAUAGGGUUUUUCUGGUUUGAGUUAAUUUCAGAAUUGUAACCAAACAGGAAAAAAACUGUUGCCGCGUUCAAGUGCUAGUCGGAAUUUGGACAUUUCUGACGUAUUAACUGGUUUUAGUUAAACACGUGCCAGUUAGCAAGUCGAAAAUGUCCGUUUCCUAGUUCCGACUAGCACUAGAAUGCGGCUCAUUUGGAUUGAUGGCUGCACCAGCCAAUCAGAGGCAGAGUUUUGAGUCUUCAGCCAAAGAGAGGAGCUGGACAAUUAUAUGGUUCAGCCAAUGGGAACCAAUGUAUUUGAUAAAAGAAGGCGAUGUAGCAUUUUUAAAGUCCUUUGAUACACAGUAACCACUUGACUUCUCUUGGGGCAUAUUUCAGAAAUACCCUGCUGUACUUUCUGAUUGUUUACUUCUGAGCUUUGUAAUGGGUGUGUCUGAAAUGGUACCCUAUUCACUAUAUAGUUCACUACUUUUGACCAGGGCCUAAAAGACUCUGGUCAAAAGCAGUGCACUAUGUAGGGAAUAGGAUGCCAUAACACACACCUAAUGUUUUGUUUUAUUGGUCCGGAUACUGACAUCUCUGGUUGCCUUCCACUAGCUGACCUAUUGAGAAACUAGCGAGGAUCACAUGCUUUGGCGCGACCAAUCCAGAGAGAGCAAGAGAUUCAUAUCAGCCUACUCUUUUAUUCGUUAAUGGUUUAAACCAAUGACGAGCAGCUGAAAGUCAGUAACAUCCUUUUUAUAUUUAAUUUGUACUUUUCUUUUUUUUGCAAGAUUUUAAGACAAUUUACAGGGCAUUGCUUUAGACUGACAGUUUGUUUGACCAGUCAGGAGCGUAGAAUGAAACGAAAUGGGAUAGGACUAAAAAAAAGCACGUCGCCCAAUGAGAAGGCAAAUAUGUUUGACUGCCAUCAGGAACAGCCAAUGCCCUUACAGAUGAUGUUUAGACAAGUACGGGCCCGGGACUUGGGUGUUUUGAAAUGUAAAAAAAAAGAAAAAAAGUACUGUAUAGCUCUGUGUGUGUGGGCGUGUGCAUGUGUGUAUGUGCGUGUGUGUUUGAGCAUUGGUAAUAAAGUAUUUAAAACCAAA
This is a messenger RNA of Salvelinus fontinalis (brook trout), 7791 nucleotides long. Its product is annotated as palmitoyltransferase ZDHHC5-A-like. The transcript is spliced from 10 exons. The record is from RefSeq and is a predicted model, not a curated record. Lineage: Eukaryota; Metazoa; Chordata; Actinopteri; Salmoniformes; Salmonidae. Gene Ontology annotation, molecular function: palmitoyltransferase activity. Bases 3206 to 5590 code for a protein of 794 amino acids. Gene Ontology annotation, biological process: protein palmitoylation.